Messenger RNA from Lates calcarifer (barramundi perch), 1898 nucleotides. Its product is annotated as SH3 and cysteine-rich domain-containing protein 3. Gene Ontology annotation, molecular function: protein binding. Gene Ontology annotation, biological process: positive regulation of protein localization to plasma membrane; positive regulation of voltage-gated calcium channel activity; skeletal muscle contraction. Gene Ontology annotation, cellular component: extrinsic component of cytoplasmic side of plasma membrane. The transcript is spliced from 13 exons. Lineage: Eukaryota; Metazoa; Chordata; Actinopteri; Centropomidae. The coding region runs from base 402 to 1442 and encodes 346 amino acids. The record is from RefSeq and is a predicted model, not a curated record.
AGAGCACUCUGGUUUUUUUUCCGCUCAGCUGGGAGAGCUUCUCAGCUUUUUAAGUGCUCAGCUGUCACAAACAGUCACAUGGACACACACACACACACCCACCCACACACAUACAUAGAGUCAGGGCUGGGCCGGGUCGGCCUGCUGGCAUUACUCAUCCCAAAUCUCCCACCUGUUGGAGCCUCAUUUGGAAAGUUAGGCAUGUAAAGGAGCAACAAGUCUGGUAGAAGAAAAAUCUGGAAAGAGUCCCGAGAAGUUUGAAGCAGUAGGGACCCGUCCUGACGGCACUGAGCGCCUCAGAACCACAUCACUCUGAGAGGAAGUGGAAUUCAAGUUUCACGUGACACCUGCUGGUCCAGUCUCUGUAUCUGGAGGAACAAAACCUCAACCGACCAAACACCAUGGCUCAUUACGACUCGUUGGAUGACAAGGACUCUGUGGAUAUUCAUGACAACCCACCUCUCCCUGAUAACGUGGUGAAAGAGGAGGACAACACGGUAUAUUUCAUCUACGAUGAGGAGGUGGAGGAGGAGGAGAGAGAGGAGCCUCCUCCACCAGAACCAGUCAGACCAGUCAACGACAAACCUCACAAGUUCAAGGACCAUUACUGCAAGAAACCAAAGUUCUGUGACGUCUGCGCACGCAUGAUCGUUCUGAACAAUAAGUUUGCACUGCGAUGUAAGAACUGCAAAACCAGCAUCCACCACCAGUGUCAGUCCUACGUCGAGUUCCAGAGGUGUUUUGGCAAAAUUCCUCCGGGCUUCAGGAGAGCGUACAGCUCUCCUCUGUACAGCAGUCAGCAGAACGCCACAGUCUCACAGCUGCUGCCUUUCUCACAGUCAAACCGCACUGACCCCGUGUUUGAGACGCUGCGGGUCGGCGUGAUCAUGGCCAACAAGGAGCGUAAGAAAGGAUCAGAGGACAAGAAGAACAUGAUGAUGAUGAUGAUGGAGGAAGAUGAGUCCCAGCCCAAACAGGAGGAUGAAGGAGGUGAAGGAGCAAACACAGAGGGAGACAAAAGAGGAGACAAAGCUCCUGCUGAUGACAAGAGUAAAAAGCUUCAGCCGGGGAAGAUCGGUGUGUUCAGUCAGUCUCACUACUACCUGGCUCUGUAUCGCUUCAAGGCCAUAGAGAAGGACGACCUGGACGUACACCCUGGGGACCGCGUCACAGUGAUAGAUGACUCCAAUGAGGAGUGGUGGAGGGGGAAGAUCAGAGAGAGAACAGGGUUCAUACCGGCCAACUACAUCAUCCGAGUGCGAGCAGGAGAGAGUGUCUACAAGGUGACACGCUCGUUUGUCGGCAACAGAGAGAUGGGCCAAAUCACUCUGAAGAAAGACCAGAUUGUGGUGAAGAAGGGCGAGGAGGUGAACGGUUACCUGAAGGUCAGUACGGGACGUAAGCUCGGCUUCUUCCCCUCCAACCUGCUGCAGGAGAUCUGAGGCGGACCAGCAGGCGUCUCAUCAGACCUCCAGCUCCAGAUCUGUCUCACACUGUAGCUGACAAGUUUGUUCUUGGUUGAAAGCAGCAACACUGUUAAUACUUUAUACUUGAAUUUUUAUUUCAACACGUUUUCCUUUGUUCCUUUGCAAACUUCAUACAUACAUCACUGGACAAAGCCUGUGUGCAGAAUACACUGUGACGAGUGCACCUUCCUCUGUAUGCAGAAUUAAAAAAAGAAGAAUUUCAGGUUGGAAAGAAGUUUGUGCCUCUGUAACUUUGGUUCAGUUUAGAUUUUUUAGUUGUGAGAUAUAAAGAAUCAUCUGUCUGUGAAGAAGCUUUUUAUUCAGGGUGCUUUAUUUUCAAAACGUCUGGUAACAGGUUAAUGUCCUUUUCAAUUCAAUUUACAGAAAAGCAAUGUGUUAUUAGUUUUGCCAUAAAAAGACACUGCAUUUUUA